GUCUGCCCACCGGUGCUGUGAUAAUGGCUGCGAGGUAAUGAAUUCUGCUGUCACUGUGUUUACAUUGCUCACCCAGCGAGCAGCGAGUCCCAGGCCGUGUCUACCUGUGUGUGUGUCAGGCUGUCAGUAUGUCACUGUGUCACUGGACAGGCCAGUGGCAUGCUGGGAGAAUACUCACUGCAUGUAUUAUAUACAGGGUUAUUAUAUACAGGGCUUAUUAUAUACAGGGUUUAUUAUAUACAGGGUGUAUUAUAUACAGGGUGUAUUAUAUACAGGGUUUAUUAUAUACAGGGUUAUUAUAUACAGGGUUUAUUAUAUACAGGGCUUAUUAUAUACAGGGUUUAUUAUAUGUGUUACUAUAUACAGGGUUAUUAUAUACAGGCUUAUUAUAUACAGGGUUUAUUAUAUGUGUUAUUAUAUACAGGGUUAUUGUAUACAGGGUUAUUAUAUACAGGGCUCAUUAUAUACAGGGUUUAUUAUAUACAGGGCUUAUUAUAUGUGUUAUUAUAUACAGGGUUAUUAUAUACAGGCUUAUUAUAUACAGGCUUAUUAUAUACAGGGUCUAUUAUAUGUGUUAUUAUAUACAGGGUCUAUUAUAUGUGUUAUUAUAUACAGGGUUAUUAUAUACAGGGCUCAUAUACAGGGUUUAUUAUAUACAGGGAUUAUUAUAUACAGGGUUAUUAUAUACAGGGCUUAUUAUAUACAGGGCUUAUUAUAUACAGGGCUCAUUAUAUACAGGGCUUAUUAUAUACAGGCUUAUUAUAUACAGGGCUUAUUAUAUACAGGGUUAUUAUAUACAGGGUUUAUUAUUUACAGGUUUAUUAUAUACAGGGUUUAUUGUUUACAGGGUUAUUAUAUACAGGGCUUAUUAUAUACAGGGCUCAUUAUAUACAGGGUUUAUUAUAUACAGGGUUUAUUAUUUACAGGGUUAUUAUAUACAGGGUUUAUUAUUUACAGGGUUAUAUACAGGGUUUAUUGUUUACAGGGUUAUUAUAUACAGGGUUUGUUAUAUACAGGGCUUAUUAUAUACAGGGCUCAUUAUAUACAGGGCUUAUUAUAUACAGGGUUUAUUAUUUACAGGGUUAUUAUAUACAGGGUUUAUUAUAUACAGGGUUUAUUAUAUACAGGGUUUAUUGUUUACAGGGUUAUUAUAUACAGGGCUUAUUAUAUACAGGGCUUAUUAUAUACAGGGCUCAUUAUAUAUAGGGUUUAUUAUAUACAGGGUUAUUAUAUACAGGGUUUAUUGUUUACAGGGUUAUUAUAUACAGGGUUUAUUAUAUACAGGGCUUAUUAUAUACAGGGCUCAUUAUAUACAGGGCUUAUUAUAUACAGGGUUAUUAUAUACAGGGUUUAUUAUAUACAGGGUUUAUUGUUUACAGGGUUAUUAUAUACAGGGCUUAUUAUAUACAGGGCUCAUUAUAUACAGGGUUUAUUAUAUACAGGGUUAUUAUAUACAGGGUUUAUUAUAUGUGUUAUUAUAUACAGGGUUUAUUAUAUACAGGGCUUAUUAUAUACAGGGCUUAUUAUAUACAGGGUUUAUUAUAUACAGGGCUUAUAUACAGGGCUUAUUAUAUACAGGGUUUAUUAUAUAUAGGGCUUAUUAUAUACAGGGCUUAUUAUAUAGAGGGCUUAUUAUAUACAGGGUUUAUUAUAUACAGGGUUAUUAUAUACGGGGCUUAUUAUAUACAGGGUUUAUUAUAUACAGGGUUUAUUAUAUGUGUUAUUAUAUACAGGGUUUAUUACAUGUGAUAUUAUAUACAGGGUUUAUUAUAUGUGAUAUUAUAUACAGGGUUUAUUAUAUGUGAUAUUAUAUACAGGGUUUAUUAUAUGUGUUAUUUAUUAUAUACAGGGUUUAUUAUUUUGUUUGUUUUAUUAUAUGUGUGAUGUAGAAUUAUUAAAAUCUUUACUGAACUUGUAUUGAAUAAUUGUACUAACUCCAUUUUAAUCUCACACUAUGACAGAAUUCUCCAUUUUGUUCACCUUACAUGACAGAAUUUCCUGACAGUAUUCAGUAUAAUGAAUAAGAGAUUGUAUUUUCUCUCUCUAAGGACAUGACUAGCCCCGGAGUUAGCGGAUCUCCCGUAACUUGCAACAUAGUAUAAUCCAAGGCCAGGAGAACAGCGACUAAAUGAAAUGUUCUAUUCAUAAAAGAACCUUGGACCAGACCACGAGACUGACAUCACUAACUACGUAAAAUGAUGCCCAAGCCCCCCCUUUCCACCGAGUAAGCCUCGUGCUAAAGAGCAAUGGCGACGACAUCCCAUGAUGGGAGGGUGCCUCACUAGUCACUCAAAUCUCUGAGCCAAUUAAUAAUAUUAAUGGGUGGACACUGACAUAGCCACUUAACAUUUAACCCAAUUAAUGAUGUUUAUUUGUUAUUAUCUGAUAUUCAAUGAUGAUGUCAUUUUGCAUAUAAAAAGGCCUGCGUGCCCGCUUUUUAACUAGAUGCUAAUAAAUUUCCUGAAGUGUUUUUAACCUGAACUGCAUGUGUCAGUGUGAACUUCUGCGUAUACGCAAUUUGUUCAUCUCAGAUUUGGACAGGAACAGAUAGACUUUUAAACAUUUUUGUUUAUUUCUAAAUUAAUCUACAUCAUGUGUUGUGUUAUACAUGUUAUUAUAUGUGCAGGGUCCCAGGGUCGCUCUCUUAUAGUCACAUCCCAAAUAAACCAGUCAGAUCACUUACACUGAAAGCCAUGGGCUACUAACCUUUUUUGGACCAAAUCACCCAUUAAUUAGAGGAAACAAACAUUUCAAUAUACACAAAUAUUUAUUGGGGACUUAUAAAUGUCACAUUUUCUUACAGCCUUAUUAGAUAAGAAUGAUACAUAUUUAGCGCAUGCCUCUAGCUAAAUUAAAUCACCAGUUCUAAUUCAUUUUAUUUUAUGCACUUCUUAAUUGGUGCAUAAAAGGAAUCUUUUCUUUCAACCUGUUCCAUACAUGAAGUCAAUAUGAGUUAUUUAAAGACAGAGUAGCCAAACUAAAAGCAUAACUGACUUAGUGAAUUUUUCCAGUCUGGCUAUUUUGACCUUAAAUUACAUUAUUUUUCUAAUUCCCACUUCAGUGAAUAACCCUGAUAGCUCAUGGGUUGCUAGUGUCACUCGCACCUCUAUUGUGUAUACUGUAUGCACCAUAUGGAAAGCCUUUACUUUCUCUUCCCUAAUGGAUUGUGCAUGCGCUGUCUGUGAAUUUUUAAUGCGCUGUUCAUGAAACUGUGAACUGAGUUGUAUAUAUCGUGAUAGACACUGUGGUGCGGCUUCCAGCAGUUUAUUGCGUAGUUUCAACUGCUCUUCGUAAGUAAACUGAGCAUCCCAUAAUCCUCUACUGGACCGCUGGGAAUUAUGAAAUAAGUGCAGUUUUUAGCACUGUAUCUAACUCCUGUACAAAUACAUUGAACUUUAUUACCACUUUGCAGCUAAUAGACAAUCUUCUGGCAAGCUUCGGUGAAAUCUAUCUGGGCCUGGCACAAUACUGAACUGUAUAUCCACCGAGCGAUUACCUGCAGUCUACAUCUAGAGGUAAAUGCAUUAUUUAUAGCAAUUUAUCAGAGGAUACAUUGGGAAUAGUUACUAUUACUCAGGUUUCUUCCUGUACAGCACUAUGGUUUAUAGCUAGUCUGUAGCUAGCCAAUAAUGCAAACCAAACUACUGUUUUAUUUAAAUUUUUUUUUACUUUUAAUAUAUAUUUUUUUUUUUUAGCUUUUAAUCAUAUUCGGUAUAUCAGGAAAUCGCAACUUCUGAUAUGAUGGAGGGGGUGGUAAACAGAUGUUUGCAACUAAAGGAGUUACAGUGAAAUGAACAGCUAUAUGUAAUAAUAGUAAAAGGCCUGUGUUUGUUGGUAAUAGCCAUUUUCUCUGGGUCGUUGGGGAGAACAACCAUUAUGGUGCUAUUGCUUUGCUGAUCUUUCUCCCAUUUCUGUUGGUCUCUGUUACAGAGGAUGAUAGAGAUGACUAAGGACACGAAGCAGAUGACGGAGAGGAUCUUGAACCAUGCUCUCGGGAUCAUCUUCUUACUGACUGGAGAGGUGGGAACUGUUCUGUUCUAUCCCAAUGAGCACUCGUUACUGCCGUCACUAAUGGAGAGCAAUGGCUAAGAAUAGAAGUGUUUUACAGGGAAACUACAAUUUCUCUGGAAUUUACACCAAUGCAUACAACAAUGAAAAUCACCUGUAACUCGUGUUGGGCUUUUUUACAUAAGGUGCUCCAUUUUCUUUAAAUUUAUAAAUAAAGAUUUAGGAAAUGACUCCAUACUUCAGUUCAGACACGGCAAUACCAGGGCAAACAUUGCAAGUUGAGAAGGGAAAUAGAAACAUGAUUUUAUUUCUCCUGUUUUCUGUAUGAUUUCUCUAUGCCGACUGCCGGGUGCAUAGGGCAAAGUUUGUAACAAUGAUUGACAGGGGCUAAGAUGGAGUCGCCCAGUUUCAAGAUGAGAAGUUGUGGAUUUCUGAAUUAAAUUUUAUUUUCUACACCUCACAAAAAAUAUUUGUUAAAUUGUAAGGAUAAGUAAACAUAAUAUUAAAAAUACUGGUAAGUGACAAUUUCCCUUUAAAGGGACACUCCAGGCACCCAGACCACUUCUGCCCAUUGGAGUGGUCUGGGCGCCAACUCCCACUACCCUUAAUCCUGCAGGUGUAAUUAAUAAUUACCUUGCAGGGUUAAGUCCUCCUCUAGUGGCUGUCUAUAAGACAGCCACUAGAGGGACUUCCGUGUUCUUAGAACACGAAAGUGUGUUAUAUGACGCUGGACGUCCUUACACUAUGCGUGUUAGGUCGCUCGGCGGGAGAGGAGAAUAGGCGGAGCCUGACCCAGUGCCAAGGGACAUCGAAGCUGGACUCCGGUAAGUCACUUGGGAUAUGGGGUGGGAGGGAGAGGGGCACUACAGGGUCCUGCAGUGCCAGCAAAACAAAUGUUUUCCUGGCACUGGAGAAUCCCUUUAACCCCAAACUUCUGGAAUAAAAGGGAAUCAUGACAUGUCACACAUGUCAUGUGACCUUAACCCCUUAAGGACAUGUGACAUGUCAUGAUUCCCUUUUAUUCCAGUAGUUUGGUCCUUAAGGGGUUAAUAGAGAACGUGGGACUGGCCAGUGGAUUGAACAUACAAAGUACAAGAGACUAUGAAAAGGAACAUUUAUUCACUUUUAAACAAAUGUGGGUUUGGUCAGUGGGCUGUGCUUUACUGUAGGGCAGGGGUAAAUCACAGGGUGAGAUGGGCCUGGUGACUGACUGCGGCUGACUACAGAUAAUAUAAAUUUCAGCGCUAUUUCUAAAUGUGCCAAUUCACCUUUGGACAGUGAUUCCAACUAAUCCUAAAUCUCAAUAUGACACUGCUGAUGUUAUCCCAAGUGUUUCUAGUUUCCAUGUAUUCUGAAAUAACUAUUAUAACAUAACCAGGAGUUUAUUUUUCAGGUGAAAUUUAGAAAUGAAUCAGCCACCAUACCUGUAUUUUUAAGUAAAUAGUAGUAAUGCUGAUUGUUUGUUUUAUGAUACAUAAGGUUGUUGUGUGAUAUAUUGCUCCCUCUUGUUGUGCAGGAAUAUGUUGUUGUGAAAAAGAGUUCUCCGCACAGCAUUCAUCUGCUGACUGGAGAGGUGAGUGUUUAGCACAGGAGUUACUGUUUGACUCCACUAGGUCAGUUUUUGGGAUACUAUGACUCAUGAAGACUUCCAUUACCUUGACAUAUAGCCAGCAAGCAUUAUUAAGGCAGGCAGGGUAUCCUGGGAAAGGAACCUGGCAAAAGUGAGUUCUAGGGUAGGUUUUUUUUUAAAUUUAUUUUUGUAGUAUUUGGAUAAAAUCUUAGCUGUAUAGUUGCUUAGCUAAAGUAAGCUAAUUGAUUUUGAUGAGGAUUCAUAUGGUAGUGGGAGGAGCAUAGGGUGAUGGCUUCUUCAUUUAUGGAUAACUAGUCUUAAAAAGAGUUCCAUGGGAAACACGUAGGCAUUAAAUUGCCAGCUGAUUGCUUCAUUACCGUCAAUCUCUGGUUUCUUGUGGACUUUGGAUUGGAUUUUUGAACAGCUCCACAGGGCAAAUAAAAAUGAGUUUGUUUAUAGUUUACAGUUUGUUUACAGUUUUAUGAACUUGGAGUUCCUGUUACUGUUUUCUUUUAAAACUGUUCAAGGACAAGCUGUCCCAUUACCAAUACACACUAAAACCCCACUUAUAGAAGUACUGUUCCUCUGACUAAUUGAUUUUCCACCUUAAGUACAUUACUAUUAAAGUGCAUUGGGAAAGAGAAGAAUACAUUCUUGAUGCCCAUGGACCUCUAUAAGCGAUCUGCUGUGGCUAUGGUGAACAUAAUCAAUUUACUCCACUAGGGGGCACUCGUGAUCACAUAUUUCCGUUCUGUUUAUUUUAUUUAUUUUUGUCAGUUUGUGUUAAAGGUACACUAUAGGCACCCAGACCACUUCGGCUAAUUGAAGUGGUCUGGGUGCUGUGUCCCUUUUGCACCUAAUUCUGCAAUGUAAAACAUUGCAUUUCCAGAGAACUACAAUGUUUAAAUUGCAGCACUAAGUCUGCCCUCUGUGGCUGUCUAGCUUCUGUAAUUGAAACAAAUGUUUGGUCUGUUAUCUGACGCUGGACGUCCUCACGCUCUGCAUGAGGACCUCCAGCGUCAGAUUUUCCAAAUAGGAAAGCACUGAUUAAUGCUUUCCUAUGGGGAAAUCCUAAUGCAAGGGCGGCCAUUGCUGCGCAUGUGCAUUAGGGGGAGAAGCGUGGGCAGGGCCUGACCCAGCCCGAGGGACAUCAGUGCUGGAUUCAGGUAAGUUACUGAAGGGGUUUUAAACCCUUCAUCCCCGCGGUAGGGGUUAGGGGAUUAGCGAGGGAGGGUGGCUCCUUAGAAACCUAGAGUGCCAGGAAAGUGGCUUUGUUUUCUGUGGCUUUGUGUGUUUUUAUAUGGCAUCAGGAAAACCUUCAGGGGAAACAGGUUAAUAAGGAGUUAAGACAAAUCAACCCCUGUUCUCGUGAUGACUAUGGUUUAGGCAAUCUUUAGUAAGAUACAAUGUUUUUGGCACGGUUUUGCAUCUUUGUUCUCUAUAGCAAUAUGUUUGUUAGAUUGCUUUAGGAUUUAAUUAUCUGUGUUUUAGGUCCCGAUAAAGUGUGGGGAUAUUUCCAUCUAUUUCUCCAUGGAGGAAUGGGAUUACAUCGAGGGACACAAGGACAUUUACCAGGAUGUUAUGAUAAAGGGUCGCCAGGUGUCUGAUGCAAGUAGAAGUCCAAAAAGAAGAAGCACAGGUGACCUUGUGUUUUAAUUGUUAUGAAGUAGAUAAAUGUCCUACCAGCUGUGUGCAGGUUCCAACCACCAAAUCUCACACAGGAAUCCCCCAUCGCCUAUGGCUUAAAGGGAAACUAUAAUGCCACGAAAACAAACUUUGUUUUCCUGGCACUAUAGCUUUCAAUUCAGUCAAGGUAAACCCCUCCACCCCCCUGUACAGAAAGGGUUAAAAACACCUUAUGUCACUUACUUAGGUUUAGCGUCGAUGUUCCUCCGCGAUGGCUUGAGUCCUCCUUCUUCCCUCCCCUGUUGACGUCAGCUGAAGGGGGAGACCUAAUGCGCAUGUGCUCGCAUUAGAACAGCCCAAUAGGAAAACAUUAUUCAAUCUAUUUCCAUGUAGCUUUGGGUGAUGCUGAACUUACCCAUGCAUAGCGCGAGGAAAUCCAGUGUCACGUUAGGCGACCGAUCCACUAAUCACCAAACUGUGGUGAAUUGAACAAAAAAAUAAAAUCAAAAUGUGGGCAGCAUUAUCCACUUUGAAAAACUUCUGCAAUUCAGCUCUGUUAUCAAAUAAUUAUGUUUGAAUUAAUUUUUUUUCAUAUUCUAAUUAAUAGUUUUUAUAAAUAAUACUUACAAGGCUUAAAAAAGUUCAAGUUUACUAGCCAGGGUUUAAAAGUUACUCAUUGAUGCAAGCCAAAGGUGAGUUUCUACAAAAAUUUGGCAUGGCAAUGGCUAGUGGCUGAGUGGAAAUUCUGAGUCUUGAAUUUAAUUUUUAAGUCUCAAUAUGUAUAGAGGCAGGUGAGAUAAAAUGGCGAGAUUUAAAAAGCAUGUCUUUAAAUAAGAUUAUUUUUUAUUACAUUCACAGGAACCCAUGAUGAAAACGUAGACCCUGUGUUUAUUAGUGAGGUUCCUAAAAAUGAUAAACUUAACAGAGACAGUGAACAAGUGGAAGUCUCGGUGAACACCGGUGCAGGUAAUAUGGAACGUGACUUAAAAUUCUUUGGAUCAUUGUCCUGCAAAGCAUAUUGUGGUCAGUAGAUUCAGUUUUACAGCUUUUCUAUAAAACUUAUAUAUCUCUCCUAUCUAGUUCUACCAAUGGCCAAAGGGAAGUUCAGUGUGCUCCUGCAAUUUAUCCCAGAAUGCUUUUCUUUCAUUAUAGAUGAUCAGGGUUAUUUACUAAAGUGAGAAUUCAAAGUCAAUUCCACAUUUAAGGCCAGAGGAGCUGCACUUUUAGCUUAAGAAUUUUUUGAGUUUGGCUAUUGUGACCUUAAAUUUGAAAUUCACCUUCAAUUCUCACUUUAGUGAAAUACUGUGCAAGUCUAGAGUGCUGUAAGGUGAACCUCAUGGCCUCGAUAUGAUUAUUUGUAGACAGAAAGUAGGCUCUGAUAGAAUCCAUUUAAAUCCACACCACCACUUGCAGGGAGUGCGCCUUAAAUGUCCACUCAUUUAAAGGCUCCUCGUGGAGGUGGAGAAGGUUGAUCUACUUACCUGAAGUUCUCACUCCUACACUGCAGAACCUUGUGCACCUUACAGCAUGAAGAUGACAUGUGCAGAGUCCUUUUUUUGUCACUAGCAUGCAAAAUAGAUCAAUGGAUGUUUCAGAGAUUUUUGCACAUUUUGCUACAAUUCAAAGUAGUUCCUUUCUUUGCUCUUAUUUAUCUUAUGAUUACAUUACUAUUUUAAUGAAAUACCAGGACAGUCUAUAUGAGUUUUAUUUGGAGGACUCCACCGUCCAUUUUGACUAGUCUGGUCUUAGUAACGAUAACAUGGAGCCCCAAAAAUGCAUCAUUAAAAUAAAAAAAUCCCAAUUGUUCAUUCUAACAGGUGAUUUAACUAGUGAUAUUGUACACAGUGGUGAAAUAAAUGAGGCACCAGUUGUGAAGAGUAACCCGGAAACCAAGGAAAAACAAAUGGAUGGAGACAUCUGCACAGGUGAGACAUCUCAUAUUAGCUGUGGUUUACAUUGAGGGACCACUAAAGGCACCCUGACCACUUCAUCUCAAUGAAGUGGUCCUAUCAUUUUAACCCUGCGAUGCUUUGUAGGAACUUGUUCUCAUUGCAGGGUUAAACACUCCUCUAGUGGCAUUUCCGCUACAAUAACUGUGGCAGAUUCCGUUAUUCAGCCAAAUGCUUCUCAUUGGGAAGCUAUGGUGGAUGUUUAUUAAGUCUCCACUAUAGACAGUUUGAUUGUGUAAUUGAUAGCCAGCAGAGGCAUACUGAUUGACAAAUGUAAACAUUGCUGUUUUUCAGAAGUGGUAAGGCUUACAUUUACCAGACUGCAGGGACAGGUGUAGUGGUUUUGGUCAGUAGAGUGUCCUUUUAAGAACAGAUAUUGGUUCUUUAAUAAUGCCUUUUUUUUUAUUUAUUUUUUUAUAUCAAGUUUGUAAAACACAAAUGAUAAACCCACUGUAAAUGUCUUGUCUCGCAGGCUGUUCCUUAGUGGAAGAUUCAUCCACGAAUAAGGAUAUGUUUACAAAAUCCCAAACAGAGGCUCUGUCUUCAGAUACGACAGUGGAAGGUGAUACCAUUUCAUCUUGCAAGAUCACCAGAGAGUUACACACAGCACAUAGUUCUAUGGACGAGACUGUAGAAAGUGAAAACUGCACAUCUCAUGGGCUUAAACAAGAAUCCCGUACACAGACUUGUGCAUUGGCUCAGACAGUGGAACAGGAUUCUGUUACAUCCCAUAAGUUUGUAGAUGAGUCUUGGAAAAUGUCCUCUUCAUUGGCUCACACGGUGGCUAAUACCAGUAGAUCACAUGACUUUCAAAGAGGGUCCUGGACAGUACCCUGUACUUCUGAUUGGUCAGCUGGAGGUGGCAAUGAGGCAUCCCAUGGGUGUAAAGAAGAAACUCAAGUAGUGGACUGUUCACUGCCUUGUACAGUGGAAGGUGAUACCACUACUUCUCAUGCAUUUCAAGGAUCUUCUUCUUGGACAGUGCCCUGUUUAUGGGAUCGGACUGCAGAUGUUGACAACAGUAUGUCUCAUAGUUAUCAAGGAGUCUCUAGAGAACACUCACCAAAUGAGUCAGGGUCGUAUGAAAGUGGAAAUAUAAUUUCAUUACCUUUAAGUGAACAUAAUAUGCACUUACUAAAUGAGAGAUUUGUUGAUGGAACAAUCCAAAAUAUUCACAUUAAGGAAGAAAAGAGCCAAGAUCAUGAACCAACAUGUACGGAUCCAAAGCUUAAAAAUUGCGAUAAGUGUGGUGAGCUAUUUAAUUCUGCAAAUAGCCUCCUUCUCCAUCAGAGGACACAUUUGGGGGGAGACACCUGUGAAAAGCAAUUGCCUACAUCCUCAAAUUUCUUUCUACAUCAGAAGAUGUCAUGUACUUGCCCCGUGUGUGGUAAAUGGUUCAGUAAAAGGGCUCAUUUGCUCAUACACCAACGAACUCACACAGGAGAGAAACCAUAUUCUUGUGCACAGUGCGGGAAAUGUUUUUCGAAAAGGUCUCACGUUGUAAUGCACUAUAGAACCCAUACUGGGGAGAAGCCAUAUGUUUGUACAGUAUGUGAGAAGUCUUUCGCCAAAAGGACAAACCUGGUCACCCACCUCAGAAUUCAUACCCGAGAGAAGCCAUUUAUGUGUCCUGUGUGUGGAAAAUACUUCACAAGACGAUCGAACAUGGUCACCCACCAAAGAACUCAUACAGGAGAGAAACCAUACUCAUGCCCUGAAUGUGGAAAGUGUUUUUCACAGAGGUCACACAUGGUAACACACCAUAAAACACAUUCAGGAGAAAAGCCGUAUAUUUGCUCUGUGUGUGGAAAAGGUUUUGCUAAAAGGUCCUAUUUGGAAGUCCACCAGCGAACUCACAGAACUGAAAAAGUAAAUAUGUUUAACUCUGUUGAAUUUUGACACAAUUGGGAAACAUUUUACCUGUAUAUUGUCGAUUCACAGGGCCAGGUUUUGAAAGUUUGCUCUACAUCAUUACUGCCCUACAUUUUUAUGGUCAUUUGUUUCACUCAGAUGCAGCUUUGAGUAUGGAUCCUGAUGAAUCAACAAUUCCAUGCUGUAAACUAUAUAAACUUUUAAAACUGUCAUUGACGAGGUUGGAUUUAAAAAAGCACAAACUAGGAUUAUACAUUUAAAAGAGUUUGCAAAAAAACAAACAAACCAGAAUACUCACACUGACCAGUUUAUUUCACGGUUAUAAACACUAAAGGGUUUUGUUGGGAAAAAACAAUUGGUGCUACUAUAACCUAAUGUGGGUCACUACUCUACAUAUAAAAAGUACAUUCACAAAACAAAAAACUAUUUGUGAGAGCACACCAAAUUACAUACGCUUGUACCAAAACAGUGGACAAAUAUAUUUUGUUCAUACAAUAUUGCACUAUGGUCUGUUCUUUAUUUUUUGUUUUAAUAUAUAUUAUAUUUUUUUGUACACCCGUAUAUAAUUUUGGUUGCUCUCGCCAAUUCUUUAUUUUCAUAGUGCAAGGAAUAACAUACAGGCUUGUGAUGCCACAGCAGUGAUGACAAGCUUAUUGCAAACUCAGACAUAUACAGACUCAUGGCAUAAGAAGAAGUUGCACAUUUUAUAUUUUUAGGAAAGUAGAAUGCAUUACACAUGUUAGGUAAGUAUCAAUGCUGAUAUAGUUAGCCUAAGAAGAUUUUUCAGACAUGUAGAGUUGAUAGAGUGUUAAGAGAGCAUGCUAUGCGUACCUAGGUGCGCUCUUCGGUUUUAAAGGGUCGUUAUGCCUGUGUAGCCUUCAGGGGGUAAAAAGGGGACACAUUAAAUAGCAGUAGAACAUGCAGCUUGGCACAUGAGGGUAAGGAUAGAACAUGUGAAGCUAGGGCCCACAAAAAUGGUGCAAGUCGUGGGUUUAGGGGUGAGCAUUAAGACCAGAGGGCUUAGCCCCCGCCUGUCAGAAAUUGGGAGCUACCCCAACACGGAACAUGACCCAUGCAACUGUACCCCACCAGCCCCAGGCCCCCUCAAAGCCCAAUGCGUCAGUCUCAGCGUUGGAUACUGCCAGGGCCUGGUCUUGAGGUCUCUUAAGAGGUUGAUGCGGCUUACGUGUAUUAGGGAGUGAGUGGCGUCCAGGGAACUGUCCCGGUUUGGGCCAUGGCCCAGGAAGGCAGUAAAUUGUUUUUUGUUUUGUGAAUGCACUGUUAGUGUGAUGUUUGCCAAGUAAUAGAUUCAGGACCUCAGUCUAGGAUGUCUUGUUUGUCAGCAGUUUCACUCAGAACAAAUAUUCACAUAAUCUAAAAUAAAUAUAUCUGCGGAUAUUUUGGUAUUUUAAAACAAUCUGCUGUUAUUCUGAAUUUAUUGAUAUGGUUUUCAUUUUGUUAGUUUUGUUACAUCUAGGUGCAAUCCUUACAUUGAAGCAAGUCAAGUUACAAUGUAAGCUAAUAAAGUGCAAUUAGUCGAGUGCACUCAUUUUACCAAGUAAGGGGAUGGCUGUGACGCUGGACAUAGAAAAAAGAUUAUUUAGCACUUUUUCAUAUAUAGCAAUACGUAGACAGGAAAAGUUAAUAACAUUUCAACAAACUACUCAUUUGACAAAGAUCAGUAUUUAGUGAGACCCUUAUCACUUUUCCUGUGUACACUUGACUAAAUAAAGAGGGUUGAUAUCCAUGGAGAUGGUGCCAAGCACUGAUUUCUACAAUAUAGACUGGGUUAAUCCAUAAUCCACUUUAAAAAUCUAUCCGCCGUUCCCUGAUUACUAGAUCUGUUAAUAAAUAAAAACGAAUAGAUUCUACAUAACAGCCAUUGAGAAGCCCAUUGCAUUGUAGCCGAUCCCAAAGCCUGAUUAUUAUUGGUUUCAUGCAGAUUGUUGGAAAUCCAGUUUACUAUAAUUUUCUUUAAUGAAUAAUGUGUCGGAGUUUUACAGGUGCCAACACACCUUUGUCUAUGGAUUAAAGCUUUAUAGCCUUUGUAGAUAAUAAGAAGUUAAUUCUUUAGUAUAAAUGAAGGGUUUAUUAGUGUGUGUCAGCAAGCCAACACACAGGGUUACAUGAAGAACUUACAGAGAGAUGUAUAGCCUUCCGAUGGAAUGAUGCUACAAGCAGAAAGAUAUCCAGGUGGAAGAAAUGGAGCAUGCAGCAGUUGUAGUGUCACUGUAUCAGGGAUGUAAAUUGAUGGUAGAGGAGAACAUACACUGGGUACUACAAAGGGUGGAUUUCGCUAAAACAAAAGACUUACAACAAAUAAUUGUUGUAAACAAUUUUAAACAAUUUGCGUUCAUUCAAUAGGGCUGUGCGUUCCAGAGCAUCACCUCUUGGAGACUUGAUAACCAACCAUUACAACGUACGGUCUUGAUUGGGAGAGUCUAACUGUGUUAAUGGAUUCAAUUCUCUCCUUAAACCAUAUGUAUGCUUUCCUGGUUUGAAUAGCUUAACGGCAGUUUUACUUUCUGGAGAUGAUCUAGUUACUGCAAUAGCAUGUUUAUCCUUAGAUAUUUACUUACAAUACCCUCAGAGGUGUCUGACAUUGUGUGUUGUGCCAUAUCUACAAUAUGAAACUUUAAAAAGCAAAUAAAACCUAAAUGGUAUCAAUACACAACCCUAUGGAAGCCAAUAGACUUAAUCAGCUUAAAUGAAACAUAUUGGAGUACAGAAGAUAUUGUGUGUUCAAAUUUAUGCUCAAGGCAUAUUGGAUGUUUAUAUGUUUGUGUGUGG
Molecule: messenger RNA, 13815 nt
Organism: Pelobates cultripes (western spadefoot toad)
Lineage: Eukaryota; Metazoa; Chordata; Amphibia; Anura; Pelobatidae
Source: the annotation of a GenBank genome assembly